Cadophora gregata is the source of this 4831-nucleotide messenger RNA. RefSeq names its product SEA (Seh1-associated) complex subunit (gene RTC1). Gene Ontology annotation, molecular function: protein binding. Gene Ontology annotation, biological process: positive regulation of TOR signaling. Bases 1068 to 4709 code for a protein of 1213 amino acids. The transcript has a single exon. Lineage: Eukaryota; Fungi; Ascomycota; Leotiomycetes; Helotiales; Ploettnerulaceae. The record is from RefSeq and is a predicted model, not a curated record.
CUACUGAGCUAAGCGAAGCCUAUAUGAUUGUCAAUAAACUCACUCCAGAGGUUUUGUUGACUGCCCUCAGAUGGGAUUGAGCCAGAACUGUUCAAAAACGAGCGUUCAUGUGGCAUCAUGAUACAUUCUAUCAGCAUAUCACUAUACUACUGCAAAAUUGACAUCAUGAUGGUUGGGCGAACACCAUCACUGCCAGAAUUAACUCCGCUUUUAUGACCUCUCCUAACAGAUCUCAGCCCGAGCGGCCGAGUCUUCUCUUCCACGGUCAAUUCGCCAUCUUUCGGUCGUACAGCUUCGCGAUAGAAGAACUUAGUGAUAGAAGAACUUAGUGAUCGAGAUUGAAAGUCUCCAGCCAGUAGCUCAUGGUCUCGAGAUAUCAUCGGGUUACCAGAUAAGUGGCUUUUUUUUAUGAGCAUGUGACUGUUGAUAAUGAUUUUCUUGUUUCUGGUUGCUGUUUAUGUGGAAAUUGUUUUCGCCCCCAUGUUCGACAAUCUAGAGACCAUGUCACGGAGAAUCUGAUCUUCCGACUCUACAACUAUCAAUUUAAAUUGCAUCAAUUAGCUUUGAAAGAGGGCUUCAGCGGAAAAAGAAAUACCAAGAAUGGCGCUGCUGUCUUCUGUGAGUUAUUGGCAUUGGAGUAUGAUACAUCAACCAUCAAGAGCAGUACGACGUGAAAAAUUUAACCAUACAUUUGAUUAUAAGUUUUCGGUUGCUGAGAGGUUGAGGUAAAGUAGAGUCUGGGUGUUUCUCGAAAGUUAAGGAGGUGAGUUUAAGCAUGUGCGGGGUAUCUAGCAUCUGCAUGGUAGCUGCAGUUCCAUGAUUUGAUAUGAUAAGAUUGAAGACAGCUCCCGAUUCAGAGCAUAGAAAAAAGCGAGAGAUGAAAUACACUGUUGAUAUUGAUGUGAGCACCUGAAAGGCCAAUGAGAGAGCUUCUUUUCAAAUCAAGGCGGUGAAGCGGGCAGAAUUCGAGGUCAACAGCGAGCUCUGAAGUCACCUAGAGCGACAACAACGAACAACAUGCGCAACAACACCAUGCCUCCUUGAAACGUCGGGGUGCAUCUGUGAAGAUGAAUACGAAGAGUAAUAUUAUGAGAAAGCUGCUCCGACAGCCAACCGCGACCUCUACCCCAAACGAGAACGUCGAUACGAGCACCCUUGAUUCCCCACAACUCAGGCCGAGCGCAUCGCAACAUACCGUCUACUCAGCAGGUGUCCCGAUAAACUGUGUUGACCGGUCUCCUGAUGGAUUGAGGGCUGUUGUUGCUGGCUCAAAGAUUUUUAAGAUCUUGAGGAUAGACGGGCCAACAAUCACCGAGGAGUUGGAUCUUCGAGCCAUUAUCAUUUCGUAUGCGAAUAGCCACGAUCCAUCUGCCGCAACACCAGAGCAGCUCAACAUAAGGGCUGUUAAGUGGUCAUGGGGCGACCUGGACUCCUACAUAAUCACGGCCUGUGGGAACGGAAGGAUCACUGUCUACGACCUUAAUCGAAGAGUAGAGGGUCUCGAGGUUGGGCGCAUACAAGAACAUGCUCGGCAAGUUCACAAACUCGAUAUCAGCCCGUUCAGAAACAAUUGGCUCCUGUCCGCAAGUCACGAUGGAACCGUACGGAGCUGGGACCUUAAGACUCUCCAACAGGGUCGACACGGUUUGACUUUCAAGGCACUGGCAACUUUCAAAUGCAAUGCCGAGGCUGUUCGGGAUGUGAAAUGGUCGCCAACAGAUGGAAUGGAGUUUGCAUGCUGUACCGAUGCCGGUGUAAUUCAAAAGUGGGAUAUUCGAAAGGUCACAGCGCCUGUAUUGAAGCUUUCGGCACAUUCAAGCGCAUGCUUUUCGAUUUCCUGGCAUCCAGAUGGUGGACAUUUGAUUAGUGGAGGCAUAGACCAAUAUUGCCAUGUAUGGGAUCUCUCAAAGACGGGAGACAGAAGUCAAAAGCCUAGAUACACGUUUAUGACACCUGCGCCAGUUUCCAGGGUGUCCUGGCGACCUGCCUGCUGGUCUGCGACUGCUCAAGGAAAACGAGCGGCCCAAGUCACUGUUGCAUAUGACGACUCGAAUCCAGGAAGAAAUCAAACUUCUAUGGUGCAUAUCUGGGACCUUGCACGAUCUGCUUUACCGUUCAAGGAAGUUGAACAGUGGAACAGUGCUCCAACCUCCCUUGUUUGGAAUUCUCGGGAUCUGCUUUGGAGUGUUGAUAAAGAGGGGCAUUUCACCCAAACCGAUGUUGCUUUCGUGCACCAACUCAUAGAGCGGCGAAGUCUUUCCACUUUGGCAUUUUCUCCCAUGGGAGACGUUCUCAUGAUGCUAGAGGCACGACAAGUUCCGAAACGGUCUCGUCCCUCUAUCACAUCCCCUGAAUCUUCUCCGGGCUUCAAACACAGUGGAAGUGGUCCUCUUCUAAGUGUUAGUCGAAGUGACUCGGAAGAAGAUGUUGUAGGCAGCUUUCUAGGACCCAGGCUGAAGAAAGGCCAUCGAAGACGGCAUAGUGGGCGUGGCCAGUCGCUCAGCACAACUCCGCCUACUAGUAUUGGAUUUGCUGAUAAUAAAGUAAUGCCUCUCGAUGAAGCAGUAAAGAUCACUGGGACGUAUAAACCUCAACAAGUCAUGGCUAUUGGCCACGCACCUUCAACCGCCAAGCGGACAAUGUACCAAUACUUCACGAAUCGGUAUCUUAUGCGACUUGACAAAAAAUGCUACCCUGAACUUUAUUCGCAAUCAGCGAAUAUUCGGGCAACGAUGAUCAUGGAGUCGUACGGUCGAACUGCUGAGAAUGUUGGAUAUUUUCGCUUAGCUCAAACUUGGCGACUUCUUUCAUACACGAUGAAUCUGUUGCUAAGUAGACGUGCUGAAUUCCAUCGUCAAUCACGACUCCAAAUCAAGGCCCCUUCCAACGAGGAGCCAGAACAGGAUCCAACGCCUGAAUCAAGGGCUGAAACGGACAGAGGAGAAGAAACACCUAGGAGGUUACCACGCCCUCAACAAUCUCACGAAAGUGCUCUGCAUCGGCACGGAAUUUCAAUGAUCCAGGAAGACAUUGAGAGUACAUCUAAUGUUGCUACACCCUUGGUGCGCCCUGUGCGGGAUCACAUUGUUCAAGAGAGGCGAGAAGCUAUGCACACUCCCAUAGUAAUCGACGAUGACCUGGUCCUCCCUGAAGCUGUUCAUCCCAAGACUCCAAGCCCGAUUCCCGUACCUGGUGCGAAACAACCUCCUCAACACUCAUCGUCUAGCGUCGAGGGUUACGAUUUCUACGGCUUGGAUUCUUUUUCACCUACAAUCGACUUUGCUGCACCUGUCAAAAAAGCUCCGCUGCGAUUAGAGUACCACGAACCGCCUCAAAAACCGGUUAGGAUCCAGCCACAACGUCACGACUCAGCCGAGAGUUUUCAGAUGUUUUCAACAUCCGCCGACUCCCAUGGGAGUAAAUUCCUGGGGUCUUCGGACAGCGAUCGCCAAAGCGUAAACCAGGAUGACCGACAGAGGCUGAGGGACAGGGUUGCAAAUUGGGAAAAUGAUCAUUACCUUGGUCCCAGGCAUCGUCAGAGUAUCGACUCAGACGCUCCAACCGAUGGAAGCUCUCCGGGACAUCUCACUCCUGAAUCACAACAGGACAGAGAUAUGAGAAAUGGCUUGCCAGAGAGUCCAUCAUCGCCCCCGUUGCCCCCAACUUUUAGACUGCAUGAGGCAUCUGCACCAAGAGGUAUCGAUACCACUCCAGUCAAGAAUCAGUAUCAAAUGGAAGAGCCAAUCAGUCCUACCACAUCAGAGAAAAUGUCAGAAGAUCCCAACAUCAUCGAGAGCGACUUUCUUCCUUGGCCAAACGACCCCGAGUUUCUGAUCAAGCCCAUCGAUCCCACUGUACUAGCUCAACGAGCAAUCGACUUUGAAGCACAAACCAGUGCUCUGAAUGCCGCAGUCAUGGUCCUCCUCUUGCGUCCCCUGCUCCCCUCCUCCGCAAUAGAUGGCAUACAAGCCGGUGCCAUUCUACGGCAAUACCAUCUCCGGCUCACCAGCAUGAAACUCUUCACCGAAGCAGCCCUCCUUCGAAAUCUUUGCGUACCUCAAUACCCAGCCGUCUUUGCACCGGCACAAGAAGACAUCAAAAUCGGCUUCUACUGUACAGACUGUAAUAAACCACUUGAAAACGACCCUCUGAUCCCCGGAUCAGUAUGGAAAUGCCCCCGCUGUAGAAAAUUUAUCGAUCCUUGUACGAUCUGCCAGCAUCGCGACCUACCUGACACCUCAGAGUACGAGACAGACGAUAUUGAGAUCGAAGCUCCACUCUGGUGGUUAUGUCCCGGCUGCGGCCACGGUGGACACGGCGCUUGUAUGCAAGCAUGGCACGCCGGGGCGGAGUACGAAGAAGGAGAGAAGUAUUCUGAUGGGUGCUGUCCCUUAGAAGGUUGUCUGCAUCCUUGUCUACCUGGAUCUUGGAGGGAGCAGAGGGCUGAAGAGAAGAAAGCUGUGAGGGCUAGAGAGAUGGAUGCAUUGGUCAGAGAGAACGCGAGACAUCAGGGUGGGAGAGGGGGUGCUGGGCGGGUGGGCACCCCUGUGAGGAGGGAUGGGAGAGAAGUUAAGCAGAGUCAGGCUGUGGAGGGGGUAAGGGUUGCCCUAGGGGUUAAUGGUCUUAGUAGCCAUGAACGCGGUGUGGGUAUAGGGGGACUAGAGAGGAAGAAGAGUGUUAAGCUUGUUGCGCCGGGAGAGGAGGGGUAAUAUGGACUCGGAGUACAUAUGGGUGGAGAUGGGAUUCGGCGUUUAGAGAUGAUAUACCCUAUGGCGGUUACAUUGGUUCAAUCUGCAUGGCGAAUGGCGUUUGGUCUUGCAUCUGGGUUUUG